CGUGGAGGCCGGCGGGGUGGGCAGACCCGGCCGCGCGCCGGCAGGAGGUGGCGGCGGACGCGCCAUGGCCUCGGUAAAGGUGGCCGUGCGGCUCCGACCAAUGAACCGCAGGGAAAAAGACCUGGAUGCUAAAUUUAUUAUUUCAAUGGAAAAAAAUAAAACGACAAUCACAAAUUUAAAAAUUCCGGAAGGUGUAACUGGAGACACAGGAAGGGAACGGACUAAAACAUUUACCUAUGACUUUUCCUAUUUCUCAGCAGACAGUAAAAGCCCAAACUAUACAUCUCAAGAAAUGGUUUUCAAAAAUCUUGGCACAGAUGUUCUCAGAUCUGCUUUUGAAGGUUAUAAUGCCUGUAUUUUUGCAUAUGGACAGACUGGAUCUGGGAAGUCCUACACUAUGAUGGGAAACACAGGAGAUGUUGGUUUAAUACCUCGAAUUUGUGAAGGAUUAUUCAAUAGAAUAAAUGAAAAGACAAGAUGGAAUGAGGCGUCCUUUCGAACAGAAGUCAGUUAUUUGGAAAUCUAUAAUGAACGUGUGAGAGAUCUUCUUAGGCGGAAGUCUUCAAAAACAUAUAAUUUAAGAAUACGAGAACAUCCAAAAGAAGGGCCUUAUGUUGAGGAUUUGUCCAAACAUUUAGUACAGAAUUAUACGGAUGUAGAGGAACUUAUGGAAGCAGGAAAUAUAAACCGAACCACUGCUGCAACUGGAAUGAACGAUGUUAGCAGCAGGUCUCAUGCCAUUUUCACGAUCAACUUCACUCAGGCUAAAUUUGAUUCUGAAAUGCCUUGUGAGACUGUUAGCAAGAUUCAUUUGGUAGAUCUUGCUGGAAGUGAGAGAGCAGAUGCCACUGGUGCUACAGGGGUUAGAUUAAAAGAAGGAGGGAAUAUUAACAAAUCUUUAGUUACUCUGGGAAAUGUCAUUUCUGCCUUAGCUGAUUUAUCUCAGGAUGUAACAAAUCCUCUUGCAAAGAAGAAGCAAGUAUUUGUGCCUUACAGGGACUCUGUGUUGACUUGGCUGUUGAAAGACAGCCUAGGAGGAAACUCAAAAACUAUAAUGAUUGCCACUAUUUCACCUGCUGAUGUCAAUUAUGGAGAAACCUUAAGUACACUGCGAUAUGCAAACAGAGCCAAAAACAUCAUCAACAAGCCUACUAUUAAUGAGGAUCCUAACGUCAAACUAAUUCGUGAGCUGCGAGCUGAAAUAGCCCGAUUGAAAACCUUGCUUGCUCAAGGGAAUCAGAUUGCACUCUUGGAUUCUCCUACAGCUUUAAGUAUGGAGGAGAAGCUUCAACAGAAUGAAGCAAGAGUACAGGAGCUUACCAAAGAGUGGACAAAUAAGUGGAAUGAAACUCAGAACAUCCUAAAAGAACAAACCUUAGCUCUUAGAAAAGAAGGAAUUGGUGUUGUUUUAGAUUCUGAACUCCCUCACUUAAUUGGCAUUGACGAUGAUCUUCUCAGUACUGGUAUCAUUUUGUAUCACUUGAAGGAGGGCCAAACCUAUGUUGGUAGGGAAGAUGCUGCAACAGAGCAGAAUAUUGUUCUUCAUGGCCUUGAUUUGGAAAGUGAGCAUUGCAUCUUUGAAAAUCUCAAUGGGACAGUGACACUAAUACCACUGCAUGGAGCACAGUGUUCUGUGAAUGGAAUUCAGAUUACAGAGGCUACGCAACUAAACCAAGGUGCUGUUAUAUUACUUGGGAGAACCAAUAUGUUCCGCUUUAAUCAUCCCAAAGAAGCUGCCAAACUGAGGGAAAAAAGAAAGAGUGGACUGCUGUCUUCCUUCAGCUUGUCCAUGACAGAUCUUUCAAAAUCUUGUGAGAACCUCUCAGCUGUCAUGCUUUAUAAUCCUGGUCUUUUCCCUGUAAAAGGACCAAUCUGUUUAAGACUAGAAUUUGAGAGACAGCAACGAGAAGAGCUAGAAAAAUUAGAAUGUAAAAGGAAACAGAUAGAAGAAAUGGAAGAAAAACAAAGAUCUAACAAGGCAGAGCUGGAAAGGAUGCAACAAGAAGUAGAGACACAGCGCAAAGAAACGGAGAUAGUGCAGCGGCAGAUCCAAAAACAAGAAGAGAGCUUGAAACGACGAAGUGUUCAUAUUGAGAGCCGAUUAAAGGACUUGUUGGCUGAAAAAGAAAAAUUUGAAGAAGAAAGACUACGGGAACAACAGGAGAUAGAACUUCAGAAAAAGAAACAACAGGAAGAAAUAUUUUCUAAAGUUAAGGAAGAGCUGCAGCGACUGCAGGAACUUAAUCACAAUGAAAAAGCUGAGAAAAUGCAGAUUUUCAGAGAAUUGGAAAGACUUAAGAAGGAAAAGGAUGAACAAUAUAUAAAGCUGGAAUUGGAAAAAAAGAGGCUUGAAGAGCAAGAAAGGGAGCAAGUGAUGCUGGUAGCUCACUUAGAAGAACAACUUAGAGAAAAACAGGUCAUGAUACAACUGCUGAAGAGAGGAGAUGUGCAGAGGGUUGAAGAAGAGAAAAAGGACCUUGAAGAUAUUAGAGAAUCUCUCUUAAGAGUCAAGGAAGCCAGAUCUGAAGGUGAGGAAGACUGUGAAGAGUUAGAAAAAGCACAGCAUAAGUUCAUGGACUUUAAAAGAAAGCAGCUAGAGCAGUUAACUUUUUUUGAGAGAGAUUUAGUUCAACAAAGAGAUCACCUGGAAAAUGAAGUAGCAGAUGAACAUGAAGCUCUGGACCAUUUAAAAUGUAAACACGAAGAACAGUUAAAUCUCUUCAUGAAAGAUGAAGAAAAUGGCUUGGAUGCUGCCCUGCUGGCUGAAGAAUUUGACAAGAUAAGACCAGCAGAAUACACACUACAGUACAAAGAACGUCAACUUCAGUACCUGACCAAUAAUCAUUUGCCAGCUUUGCUGGAAGAAAAGCAGAGAGCUUCUGAAGUCCUUGAUCGAGGUUUACUAGGAUUAGAUAAUACUCUUUAUCAAAUUGAGAAAGAAAUAGAAGAAAAAGAAGAACAGCUUUCUCAGUUUAGAGCCAGCACAAACCAGCUCCAGCAGCUUCAAGAAACAUUUGAAUUCACUGCCAACAUAGCUCGUCAGGAAGAAAAAGUUCGGAAAAAAGAAAAAGAAAUUCUUGAAUCAAGGGAAAAACAGCAGAGAGAGGCACUAGAACAAGCUGUGGCCAAAUUGGAAAGAAGGCACUCAGCUUUGCAGCGUCGUUCCACAAUAGACCACGAAAUUGAAGAGCAGAAACAAAAACUUGCAACUUUGAACAACAGCUGUAGUGAACAGGCAGGUCUUCAAGCUAGUCUAGAAGCUGAACAUAAAGCCUUGGAACAAGAUAGAGAACGGCUGGAUCAGGAAAUUCGGCAGCUGAAACAGAAAAUUUAUGAAGGUGAUGGUAUUCAAAAACCUUAUUAUGGAACAACAGAAGAAAGAAUCUCUCUCACCAGUUCCCCUACCAGCCCUUCAAAGUCUCAGUCCCAUUUAAUUCCACCAGUUGAUGACAGAUUGAGUGCAUUUAUUGAAGAAGAAGUUCAGAGGCGUCUGCAGAAUAUUCACCAUGAAGAUAACCGUAUGAGCCUAUCCCAAUCUACAGAAGUUCUAAAAGAUAAUGAGAAACUUCAUAACGGUACUGUUCAACGCAAGCUGAAGUAUGAGCGGAUGGUCUGUCGCUCUCUGGGAGCAAAUCCAGAGGACCUGAAGGACCCAAUUAAAAUUAGUAUUCCACGCUAUGUCCUUUGUGGGCAGGGAAAGGAUGAGCACUAUGAGUUUGAGAUAAAGAUAACAGUCUUGGAUGAAACGUGGACAGUAUUCAGGCGGUACAGCCGUUUCCGAGAAAUGCAUAAAACGUUGAAAUUAAAGUACCCAGAGAAAGCUCUCCAUGCACACUCAGAAAUGAAGGAAGGACUCAAGAUGCACUUAACCGGCUUUAGAACAUGCCUGGAAAACGUUCAGUUAGUUUAUAACAUGCACAUUGCUUUUUUUUUUUCCUGACUGAGGUGAUACUGUCUUUUUGCAGAAUGCCUUGCCUUGUCUGUUACACAGAGCUCUUGAAAUGCCUUACUUAGCAAGGGGUGUACCACCAGCAAAAAACUUAGCAACCUAACACUAGAAAGACACACCAAAAGAUAAUAGUUGUAACUAAAAUCUUUAAUUUUGAAUAACCCAUAUAACCCAUAUACUUGUGCAAAAUUUUUCUAGCUGGUUUUGGACAAUAAUUUUUUGAUAUGUUAUCCAGUUUGUAAUAGAAUAACAAAUAUCUUUAUGAUUAUAACUCUCAGGUCCCUAUUCCAUUAAAAUAAUAUUUAAAAAUCUUGUAAAUAUUGAUUUAUUCAUGAUGAGAAACUUUCUUUCUAGGACCUUUCAGAUUUGGGUUGUAGAAAAUAGCAUUGUGCUUCUUUUUUUAAAUAAAACCAAGUUAACUUAUAAGCUGAGGGGAAAAAAAAGCUGAGAGCACAAUUUAUAGUUUCUAAAUUGGUAAAUCUUUCAUUUUGUAUCAGCAGUAAGGUCUUACUUGCAGAGUUCUCAGAACAUUGUCUGGCCCGUGGUAAAGUAAGUACAAAAGCAAUAAAGGGAGCUCUUUUACCAUGUGUUGCUACAGUGCAGAACAUACAAAAGGCACAACUUUGCCUGCCAGAAAUUUUUACCUUGCCAUACAGCCCAAAGCAAAACUGAAAGUUAUGAAUCAUUGCAAGACAAAAUCAACAAAAGUACAUUUUCCAAGGCUUAAUAUGAAAAUAAAGUUAAAGAAAUAGUUUAGUGCUAGUGAAAAAUAUUGAGCUUUAGAUAUGGAAUUCAAAAAAAUCAUAGACGAAGAACCAAAAACUAAAAAAUGAGCAGACCUAUCCAGUUUGCAAUAGGGUAUAUAGAUUCAUAGAUACUAGGGUUGGAAGGGACCUCAUCGGAUCAUCGAGUCCAACCCCCUGCCCGGGGCAGGAAAGAGUGUUGGGGUCAGAUGACCCCAGCCAGAUGCCUAUCCAGCCUUCUCUUAAAGACCCCCAAGGUAGGGGAGAGCACCACCUCCCUUGGGAGCCCAUUCCAAAUUCUGGCCACCUGUACCGUGAAGAAGUUCUUCCUGAUGUCCAGCCCAAAUCUGCUCUCUGUCAGUUUGUGACCAUUGUGCCUUGUUACCCCAGGAAGUGCCAUGGUGAACAGAGCAUCUCCAAUUCCUUGCUGCCCCCAUCUAAUGAAUUUAUAGGAGGCCAUGAGAUCACCUCAGCCUUCUCUUUUGGAGGCUAAAGAGAUCCAAGUCCCCUAGUCUCUCCUCAUAGGGCUUGGCCUGCAAACCCUUAACUAUAUGAGUGACCCUUCUCUGGGCCCCCUCUAGGUUAUCCUCAUCCUUCUUGAAGUACGGUUCCCAAAACUGGAUGGAGUACUCCAACUGCGAUCUGACCAAUGCCGCAUAGAGGGGAAUCAUCACCUCCUUGGAUCUAUUCAUCAAUGCAUCUGCUAAUGUGUGAUAAAGUGCAGUUAGCUUUGCUGAUGAUUUCAUCACACUAAUGAUUCAUGUUCAUCUUGGAGUCGACUAUGAUUCUGAGAUCCCUUUCCGCUUCUGUGCUGCUGAGAGGGUCAUUCCCCAGCUGGUAAGUGUGCUGGAUAUUUUUACGCCCUAGGUGCAUUACUCCGCAUUUGUCCUUGUUGAACUGCAUCCUAUUGUGUUCAGCCCACUCCUCCAACCUGUACAGGUCCACCUGCAGUUGUUCCCUACCCUCUGAUGUGUUCACUUCAUCCCAUAAUUUAGUAUCAUCCACAAACUUGGACAGAGUACACCUCACUCCCACAUCCAAGUCACUGCUGAAGACAUUGAAGAGUACAGGUCCAAGAACAGAGCCCUGCAGGACCCCACUGCUCACAUCCUUCCAGGUUGAUACCAACCUGUCCACCACCACUCUCUGGGUGCAACCCCCAAGCCAAUUUGCCACCCACUGGACUGUGUAAACAUCUAAGUCACAGCCCCUUAAUUUAUUUAUGAGAAUAGGAUGAGAAACCAUAUCAAAGACCUUCCUAAAAUCCAAGUAAACGAUAUCCACUUCUACUCUUGCGCCUAGACGUCUUGUGACCUGGUCAUAAAAAGAAACCAGAUCAGACAUGAUCUACCUGCUACAAACCUGUGCUGGUUGCCCUGCUGCAUUAUUUUUCCCACUGGACUCUCACAAAUAUGAUCCUUGAUAAUUUUUUCAAAGGCUUUUCCAGGGAUAGAGGUGAGACUAACUGACCUAUAAUUACUCAGAUCCUCCUUCCUCCCUUUCUUGAAAAUAGGGACCACAUUGGCCCUUUUCCAGUCCUCUGGGACCUGACCCAAGUGCCACGAGUGCUCAAACAGCCAUGUCAGUGGUUCUGCUGGUACUGGCCAAUUCCUUUAGCACGCUCGGGAUGCAGCUCAUCCCAGCCUGCUGACUUAAACAUAUCCAGUCCAUCCAAGUGACUCUACACCAAGUCAGCAUCAACAGUUGGUGGGCUGGUAUCCCUCUGAUACCCAUCUAAGAACCUAUUCGGAGACUUGUCUUGACCCCUGUUCAGGAGCACUGAGGCAAAUAUCUAAUUGAAAAGCUCAGCUUUGUCAUCACUGUCUGUCACUAAUUGCUCCUGCUUGCUCAGUAGGGGUUCUAUGCUGCCCUGCACCUUUCUUUCACUCCCUACAUACCUAAAAAAGGACUUUUUGUUGUCUUUAAUUUCUGUUGCCAGCCUCAGCUCUGUGGUUGUUUUAGCCCUUCUAACUGCCUCCCUGCAAGUGUGGGCCAAGCAGGUAUACUCCUCCUUGGUAGUUUCCCCUUGCUUCCACUGCCUAUAUGCCUCUUUUUUGCUUUUAGGCUUUCCUGGAUUUCUCUGUUUAGCUAAGAAGGUUGUUUGGCCCCUUUACCCCCUUUCCCUUGCAAUGGGAUAGUCUCCCUCUGCGCCCGAAGGAUCGCUUCCUUUAGGAAUGACCACCCUUCGUGGACUCCCAUCUCGCUAAUAUUCCUAUCAUGCAGUUCACCACUGGCUAAACUCCUGAGCACCCUGAAGUUAGCCUUCCUAAAGUCAAGCACUUCCACCCUACUAGUUAUCUUACCCACCCUAUGCCGUAUGGUGAAUUCUAAUCAUGGAUGGUCAUUGUCCCCAAGGUGACCACAAAUCUGCAGCUCCCCCUAUGAGGUCAUUCAUUCCCUGUAGCCAACACCAAGUCCAGUUAGGCAUUCUUCCUUACUGGAAUAUAUUAAAUCAUAGCCAGAAAUUCUUCUGCAGUGAGCAGGUAUCUGGAAAACUUUGAAAAAUAAAUACCGUUUUUUGGUGAAAAUGAUCAGAAUGCCAUUUGAAAUGCUUUUGGAUCUGUUUUACAUAUGAUGAUGAUUAGAUCUGAUGCUAUUCAUCACUCUUCUCCAGACUUGCUAUAUGCCUUGGUCUGCACCCAUUGAAGUGAAUUGAAAUGUCUAUCCCGUCUCGGAGGAAAGGCAGCAAAAGGGCACAGCAGUCCCCUUGGCACUGCAGGGAACUUGUGGACCUCCUGUGUCUAAAAAGAAAGACCUAUAAAGGAUGGAAGGCUGGAUCCACCCCAAAGGAGGAGUACUCUGCACUGGUCUGGACCUGUAGGGAGUGAACCAGGAAAGCCAAGGCUGCGACUGAACUCCAACCGGGUAUACGUAUCAAAGACAAUAAAAAAUCCUUUUUUAGAUAUGUGGGGAGCCGGAGGAAAAGCAAGGGUAACAUUGUACCCCUGCUAAACCAUAUGGGACAACUGACAACAGAUGCCCAGGAAAAAGCCAACCUACUUAAUGGGUAUUUUGCGUUGGUUUUUCCCCAGCCCCAAGGGACAGCCAGGGUGAGGAAGAAUUGUUAGCCUUCAUCAAUGUAGACCAUGUGAAGGAACACCUUGAGAGGCUGGACACCUUCAAAUCAGCUGGCCCAGACAGUUUACACCCCAGGGUACUUAAGGAGCUGGCAGGCAUCAUAGCUCAGCCACUGAUACGGACCUUCAAGAACUUGUGGCGCUCAGAUGAAGUGCCAGAAGAUUGGAAAAAGGCCAGUGUGGUGCCUAUCUUCAAGAAAGGGAGGAAAGUUGAUCUGGGGAACUACAGGCCUAUCUGCCUGACCUCUGUCUUGGGGAAGAUUUUGGAAACAAUUAUAAAAGAGACCAUUCUUGACAAACUGGCUGAUGGCAACGUCCUGAGGGAUAGCCAGCAUGGUUUUGUUGCAGGUAGGUCUUGCCUGACCAAUCUCAACUCCUAUGACCAAGUGACGUAUCACCUAAACGAGGGAGAAGAGAUUGGUGUCAUAUAUCUUGAUUUUAAAAAAGCCUUUGACCUUGUGUCCCAUGAUCAUCUCAUAGAAAGAUUGGCCAACUGUGGCCUCAGCUACAUCGCAGUCCAAUGGCUGGGGAAUUGCAUCUGAGGUCGGACCCAGAGAGUGAUAAUAGAGAGAAGUAAAUCAUCAUGGUGCACCGUGACCAGUGGUGUCCCCCAAGUCUCCGUCCUUGGGCCUAUACUCUUCAACAUCUUUAGUAAUGAUGUGAACUUUGGUAUCAGAAGCGGACUGCCCAAGUUUGCCGAUGACACCAAACUUUGGGGUAAAACGUCCAGACCUGAGGAUAGGGUGGUGAUCCAGGCCAACUUUGACAGGCUCAGAAAAUGGGCGGACGAAAACCUGAUGGCAUUCAAGGCCGAAAAACGCAAGGCACUCCACCUUGAGGGGGAAAACACCCCUCAGCACGCUUAUAGGCUCAGCAGUGCUACGCUUCCUAGCACCACGACCGAAAAGGACUUGGGGGUCAUGAUUGACAUGAGCCCCCAAUGCGAUAUUGCAGCUGGUAAAGCAAGCAAAACUCUGGCUUGCAUCCAUUGAUGCUUCUCUAGCAAAUCCCAGGAUGUCAUCCUCCCACUGUACUCAGCCUUGGUGAGGCCAUAGCUGGAGUACUGCAUCCAGUUCUGGGCUCCACAUUUCAAAAAGGAUGUGGAGAAGCUUGAGAGAGUCCAGAGGAGAGCCACGCACAUGAUCAGAGGGCAGGAAAACAGGCCUUAUGAUGAGAGGCUGGAAAGGAUGGGACUCUUCAGCCUGGAAAAGCGCAGGCUCAGGGGGGACCUGGUGACUGCCUGUAAGUGUAUAAGGGGUGUACCUCAGGAUCUGAUGGAACGCCUGUUCACCAGAGCACCCCAAGGGAUAACAAAGUCAAAUGGUCACAAACUCCUCCAAGACUGUUUCAGGCUGGACAUAAGGAAAACCUUCUUUACUGUCCGAGCCCCCAAGGCCUGGAACAGACUGCCACCAUAGGUGGUGCAAGCACCUACUCUGAACUCCUUUAAGAGACAUUUGGAUGUAUACCUUGCUGGGAUCCUUUGACCCCAGCUGACUUCCUGCCCCUGGGGCAGGGGGCUGGACUCUGAUCUUCUGAGGUCCCUUCCAGCCCUAAUGUCUAUGAAAUCUAUGAAAGAGCUUUCGUAUUCACUUCACUGGGCACUGAAUAAGGACCUCAGCUUCUCUGCAUUUGAGUUUCACAUCUCUAAAUAGGGAGGAAACUGAGCAAUAAAAAAUGAAUCUGGUGUCGCUUUAUAGAUCAGUUUCAUCUGAGCUGGAAACUAUUAUGCUCUAAUUAUUAUGUUUGUUGCCUGGCAGUGUCAACAGGAGGGAGUUUAUUUGGGUGCCUCAGCUAUAUAUUUUCAAGACAAAAUGUUUUGAUUUCUUUUAUGUUUAAUUUUAACAUUGUAUAUCCAAGGUUUGUAAUGCUUGAUUCCAAUAGUCCUAUAAUAUUUUGACUCUUUAGUUGCAUAUUUGUCUCAGCUUUAACUCCAAUUUUAAUGUAGAUUUAUUUUUUUAAUCUGGGAAUUAAUUUACAUGUCUUUAAGACUUAAGUCAGAGUAUUGAUGAACACAAACCCGUUUCAGUAUUACAGAUGUAUUGUUUGUACGUGUAGAUUAACAUAAUCUCAAUUCUAAUUGUGUUGUGCAAUUGAAGUAGAAGGUUUCUAGGUACCCGUAUCUCAUUGUGAUGUGGAAACUUGUAUGUCUUGAGGAUGAAGUAGCUUGGGAAGGAUUUUUUAAAGAGAUUUCAGCUUUGUAUUUCCUUCAUUUGUCUCUGGAUUAGUAAAACAGUUUGUCAUUCUCAUGUCACCUCAGCUGUAUAAUAUUUGUUUUAAAAGAAAAUAUGUGUUUGUAACGAGUUAAUUGUCAUGAAGCUUGUUUAAUUAUGGACUAAUGGCCCAAUCUUGCAAACACCAAACAUUCAAAUAAGGCCUUCUGAAUCAUGAGAUUUGAAUUAAAAAGUCAUUUUAAAUAAAGGUUUUACAUAAGGGCACAUCUAGAAUGCAUGUAUGCCAUACAUCCAUGUUUUUCUCUGCAGUGAGGCAGCCUAGAAACCUGCUUUCAUACAUAUUAAAAAUAGUUUCUUGAUUA
Messenger RNA from Alligator mississippiensis (American alligator), 10305 nucleotides. It is a transcript of the gene KIF16B, whose product is annotated as kinesin family member 16B. Gene Ontology annotation, biological process: microtubule-based movement. The transcript is spliced from 26 exons. Gene Ontology annotation, molecular function: microtubule binding; phosphatidylinositol binding; microtubule motor activity. Lineage: Eukaryota; Metazoa; Chordata; Crocodylia; Alligatoridae. The record is from RefSeq and is a predicted model, not a curated record. The coding region runs from base 65 to 3940 and encodes 1291 amino acids.